Daldinia childiae is the source of this 729-nucleotide messenger RNA. RefSeq names its product Copper transport protein ctr4. Gene Ontology annotation, cellular component: membrane. Gene Ontology annotation, biological process: copper ion transmembrane transport. Bases 1 to 729 code for a protein of 242 amino acids. The transcript has 5 exons. Gene Ontology annotation, molecular function: copper ion transmembrane transporter activity. Lineage: Eukaryota; Fungi; Ascomycota; Sordariomycetes; Xylariales; Hypoxylaceae. The record is from RefSeq and is a predicted model, not a curated record.
AUGGAUAUGGGAUCAAUGACGACGUCCGGCACCAUGAACAUGGCAACCCCGACUAUGACUGCUGCUGCAUCGUCGUCGAGUACUGCCUCGAUGGAUAUGGAUAUGGAUAUGGAUAUGGGGGGAGGUUGUCAGAUUAACAUGCUCUGGAACUGGUAUACAGUUGAUGCCUGCUUCAUUUCUUCCUCUUGGCACAUCACAUCAAAGGGAAUGUUUGCAGGCUCUUGCAUUGGUGUCAUUCUCCUUGCUAUCCUACUCGAAUUCCUGCGCCGUUCUGUUAAAGAGUACGACAACUACCUCGUCCGUAAGAAUGCCAGUCACAGCCUCGUUGUUUCUGUUGCUAGCAACGAUAACGAGAACGGUCGCACUUCACCAAAACCCGAUCAGACUUCUGCUGGAAAGCUACCCUCGGUCAAGCCUGUGGCUAGCAACGGCUAUAGACCCAAGCCCCUUGAACAGGCUGUCCGUGCCUUCCUCCACACUGCUCAGUUUGUUGUGGCAUAUUUCCUCAUGCUGCUUGCCAUGUACUACAAUGGUUAUAUCAUCAUCUGCAUCUUCAUUGGUGCCUACAUCGGCAGCUUCAUCUUUCAAUGGGAGAAACUUGGCGGUGGACAACAGACAAGUGCUGCUAAGGAAGCCACUUUUCGCAAGGGUUAUGUGAAUGAGGUCAAAUACGAGGAGUUGGUUUUAACGAUAACGCGAUAUACCACUUUGCAUUACACUGGCGGUUAG